Molecule: messenger RNA, 893 nt
Organism: Papilio machaon (common yellow swallowtail)
Lineage: Eukaryota; Metazoa; Arthropoda; Insecta; Lepidoptera; Papilionidae
Product: salivary glue protein Sgs-3
Exons: 2
Coding region: 79-858 (259 amino acids)
Source: RefSeq, a predicted model, not a curated record
CGUUAUGCAAGUGAAUAUAACAUUGAUAUAGAAACAUGAACAAGAUAAAAUUUUAUACGUUACUACAAAACAAAGCAAAUGUUGCCUAAUGUAAUCAUCAGAGCAAUAACCGUCUUAACAUGCGGACUUACAUCCCAUAUUUCAAUGUCACCGUCCUCUCUCGAGGACCCGCUGGUGUUUAUAGCGAACCCCGUGGAGGCAAUGAUGCCCGGGCACUGGAUACCCGCAAGCGUUAUCAAGGCAAUACUGGGAGGGGUCAAGACCACAAGGACUAUUGUGCAAUUACGAAAAACUGUCACUCGUAAACUAACAACAACAACUACGCCUGAGCCUACUACUACAGAAGCAACAACACUACCGCCAACUACGACCACAACUACUACAACUAUCCCGCCGCCCACUGACGCACCUACAACAACAACUCCGGAAACAACAACUUUGCCGUCUACAACGACUACACCUACGACAACGACAACUCCAACAACUACCACACCAACAACAACCACGCCAACAACAACCACACCAACAACAACCACGCCAAAAACAACCACACCAACAACAACCACACCAACAACAACCACACCAACAACUACUACACCAACAACUACUACACCAACAACAACCACACCAACAACUACUACACCAACGACUACUACGACGCCGACGACUACCACCCCAACGACUACUACGACGCCGACGACUACCACCCCAACGACGACUACGCCGACCACAACUACCACCCCAACAACUACCACAACAACGACUACAACAACGACUACAACAACAACAACAACUCCUAAACCGAGACCCAAUCGUAAACCAAAACGAUUCACCGAUGGUCAUGAUAAUUUAACAUAAAUUAAAAUUAUAACAUUGUAAUAUUUAGUAAGUUA